AAAAAAUAAAAAAAAAUUGAAAAGUUCUAUUUUAAGUGACAAAAAUCUGGAAAAGUCUAUUUUUUUCAAGUCCAUAAACAAGAAACUUUAACUAAAGAAAAAAGGACUAAGAGUCAAUAUAUAAGAGAAAAAAGAAAAUAAAAACUAAAAAUCAUGUCUUUCCCUUACAACUGGAAACUCUGGAACUUAAAACCUUAAAAAAAAAAAAAAAAAAAAAAACCCAUUACCACUUCCUUUGUCUCAAAAGACAACAAUCACUUUCUCCAAUCAAAAACAAAAAACCUUCCUUUUUCAUGAAAAAAAAAAAACCCUUCUUUUCCUUACCCUAAAACCCCUGAUUUCUGUUUCCUUUUCUCUCUCUUUGUGCCUUUGAAAUGAUGUCAAGUAGCAGAGAAAGAGAAGAUUCAUUGACUUUUCCCAUAAACCCAUCAUCAUCCUCAUCUCCAAUUACACUUUCAGAACACCUUGAGAGUUUUCUCCAAGACCCAACUUCCCACAUCGGAAGUGCUUCAGGAAGUUACUCAAACGAAGGUCUUUUAGCUACUGAGAUAACUAGUCCUUGUAACAAUGAUGUUGAGUUUGGUUUCUCGAGGCCUGACUUUCGGCAGCAAAGUCCAAUCUCUGGCACUGUUCAGUACUAUCAACGCCAUGUCUUCCUUUGCUAUAAAAACCAAUCUGUUUGGCCUCGUAGGAUUGAGGCUGCUGAGUUUGAUCGUUUGCCUAGGUUGUUGUCUGCUGCCGUUUUGGCUAGGAAGACUGAUAUGAAAAAAGAGACUCGCUUAACAAUAUGUGAGGGGCAUGAUGGAACUGAGACAUCAAAUGGAGAUGUUUUAAUAUUUCCAGACAUGAUAAGAUACAGGAGAUUGACCCAUUUCGAUGUUGACACAUUUGUUGAAGAAGUUCUUGUCAAGGAUGGUGAGUGGCUGCCUUUAACUCCUGAAAAACUAGAAGGAUCAUUCGUUUUUGUUUGUUCUCAUGCAUUGCGAGAUUUCCGCUGUGGAGUUUGUGGACCUGUACUGGUUACCAGAUUCAAAGAAGAGAUAGAACUGUAUGGUCUUCAAGGUAGAGUGUCUGUUAGCCCAUGCUCACACAUUGGGGGGCAUAAGUAUGCAGGAAAUGUUAUUAUUUUUGGAUCAAGUAUCAAUGGAGAAGUUACAGGACACUGGUAUGGGUAUGUUACUCCAGAUGACGUACCUAAGCUGCUAGAGAGGCAUAUCGGAAAGGGAGAAAUUAUAGACUUGCUGUGGAGGGGUCAAAUGGGUUUAUCAGAAGAAGAACAGCAGAAAUGUCAAGAACUAAGGCACCUAGCAAAUUGUGAGACCACCAUAGAAGGAAACACGAAGGAGGCAACAGAAAGACAAGUGGAUGAGGUGAACACGACCGCCUGUAGGUCUCAAGAUGAGCCUGUAAGCUGUUGCCAGGGAAAUGGCAGUGCUUCUUGUUAUCAUGACCCUGCACUACCUGAAAACUUGGAUAUUCUGGAUACUGAUGAGGGGGCAGUAAAGUUGACAACAGAAAAGAAAAAGGGUAGCAAGAAACCUAUUUCGAAGAUCACUAAUGGCAAAGGUGCUGCUGUGCGCAAGGUUUGUGCCAAGCCAACAUGGUUUGAGAGCUGGGAGCGUGAAGAUACGUAUGCUGCUCUUGCUGUGGUUUGUGCUGCUGCAUCAAUUGCUGUUGCUUAUAGCUGCUAUAAACAGCUAAGUUAGAAAUUUGAUAUGUUAUUUGCAUUGUUGAUAUUAAUCUGAUGUUUCGGAGUAUUCUCACAUCCAUCUUAAGUUUGAUAUGCAAUUACUCAGGUGAGGGUACUUGAGUUCUUGCUUUAGCUAUGUGUGUUAGUUAUGUUGCUGCUAGAAUUUCAUUUAGCUUCACUGACAACCACAUAUCAGUAUGCUGGUCCAAGACUCUUGUAUUCUAUUAAAUGAUAUGAAGGGUACAACAGUGGAUGAACUUGCAAUUGCAUCAGAUGUGAGGGAAUGGUGUACUAUAUUCCAUGUAAAACGGCUCAUUU
Molecule: messenger RNA, 2008 nt
Organism: Durio zibethinus
Lineage: Eukaryota; Viridiplantae; Streptophyta; Magnoliopsida; Malvales; Malvaceae
Source: RefSeq, a predicted model, not a curated record